Paramormyrops kingsleyae is the source of this 1885-nucleotide messenger RNA. RefSeq lists its product as uncharacterized. The record is from RefSeq and is a predicted model, not a curated record. NCBI's taxonomy places the organism in Eukaryota, Metazoa, Chordata, Actinopteri, Osteoglossiformes, Mormyridae. Gene Ontology annotation, molecular function: calcium-dependent protein binding.
UCAAGUGGACUUACUUUGUUCAUUUAGAUCUGUGUGUAUGCUUUCUGAAACAAGCCCCAGGUCCGGAAGUUUCCCGACCCAUAUCAGUUUGGGCCUCCGUCAAUUUUGUAAACGAAAUGAGCCAAGCAGCAGCGUUUCCUGGCCUCCGGCCUUCACCAACUCCCCUGUAAGACACCACUAACUGAACGCUUUGAAUUUCGCUGGGAAUUCCGGGAGCCUGCAACGUCACAGCCAAAGCCCUCCCGAGGCCUCCCGUGUUUACGCUCAUACUCUUCCCCCAGUUGGAUAUCAAAAUAUUACACACCGUAGCGCAAUCAAGAUAUAACGAGGUAUGACCUUAAAAUGAACCAGCGCUCGUCUCGUGAUGCAUGUUGGGAUAUCGCUAAUAAACUGCCGAUGACGUAACAUUAAAUAUAGUCUGAAGUACAGUUGAUUGGUAGAUUUCAAAUCGCGACAACUCGGCUGCUAUACCUUGGCCAUUGAAAUGGGAGCCAGCCCCCGACCAGAGAAGGGCAGCCUAGCUCGGCGUGUCUGUCUGAGGAGCAGGCGCUACAGAGGCCCAUAUGACGUUUGCCCUCAGCGGGCCCCCCCCUGCUCUCGCAAUGUGUUCUCUGAGCAGCCCCUCAGACAUUCUGGUAAACUGGACAGCAAGCGCUCUGUUCCCCUGAGAAACCUCAGAGUUGUGUUUGCGAACGUCCAAUCCCCAGGAGGCAACAAGCCGCUGCUGCCAGAGGUCCACACCCCACCGCAGCCCCACCAGCGCAUGUGGUCCACACCGGAUCCCCGUGACUCCUCCCCCGCCCUGGAGACCACUGCGCCAGUGGAGGGGGGGCAGACCACUGCGAGCACUCCGUGCCCUGAAAUGAGGUCGGGAAGGUCGGCCCAUGGUUCUGCCAGGGAGGGGGGGAGUCCUCCAGACCGCCGGUGCCGCUUCGACCUGGAUGCCGAUGACAUCCUGUGUCUGAGUCCCAUCGUCAGCGAUGACAGCGGCUGUGCUGCAGACGUCACCGACCUCUGCUUCAGUCUGAGUGGCCCUGAAGUGGCCACCCCUUCUCAACCCCCCAGCGCAGCACCUAGGGGUGAUGCCCUCCAGGAUGAGGGUUAUAUACCCCAGGAGGCCCUUUCUGCAGGAGCCAUCAGCAUCGGCUGCAUCAUCCAGACGUUGGCUUCCCAGUCUCCAGAGGGGCGUGAGGCAGACCAGCAUGGAGAGGGAUUGCGCUGUCCUGCGCAGCCCCAGGUGCGAAGAGUGGCCAGUCCAGGCCAAUCUGAGCAGAGUCCGUCUGGAAGCACACACAGGGCUCUGGUGUUUAGCGAUCAGGACUGGCAGCAAGGGAAACGGCAGUAUGUGGACGCCGUCCUCAGUCACAGCCGUCCUUCUGCAGCAAGAGGUGCUGUCGAGGAACUUUAUAACCUCAUUGACACGGUUGGCCAGCAGGGGGCAGCCUUGAGCUCCUGCAGCUGGCAGCAUCCCGCUGACCUCACACGCAGGAACUACGGAAAAGGCCGGAACAAGCAUCGGAUCUCUCUGGACCGGUGGUACCAGCUGAACUCCCAGGUCCAGAGGCGCUUUGCCAGUGUACCGCUGCAGUUCCGGCGGAGCCCAGUCCUCUGAGGGGUCCAGCCUGCUCUGGGAGCCUUGGGGCUGUUCUGAUGGCCUCGACUUCUGCUCUUAACCUCAUUUCGCACUUGUAAAUAUUUCCUGUUUUGAUGUCGGCAGUAGGUGAAAGCCUGCAGCUGUGCUUUGGUAGCAUCGGUGCCUGCAGCUAUCUUAUUGCUGGUUUUGCUGUGUGUGUGUGUGUGUGUGUGUGUGUGUGUGUGCGUGUUUUACUUCACUUUUGUACUCUUGAGUGGUUUUUGGUAAAUAAAAUGACGAAUGUGUAAUCUG